AUGGUGAGAUCAAUUCUUCGAAUGCGCACGCUAGGCGCCGCACGACAAUCCCGUGCCUUUAGCUCGUCCCCUCGACAGUACGCCGCCGAGGUCAAGAGUUUGGGUGUCAUUGGAGCCGGUCAGAUGGGACUCGGCAUUGCGCUGGUGGCGGCCCGCCAGGCCAAGGUGCCGGUAUCACUGAUUGACACGUCGGACAGGUCGCUAGACAAGGGUCUCGCCUUUGCAGGUCAGUGGGGAAGAAGAGUUCCUCCAUAUAACAUUUUUUUUUCUUCUUCAUCGCAGUUCCGGAUCCUCGGUCUUGCUGACGAAGUGGCUUUGAGAACAGACAAGCUCCUCGGCAAGGACGUCUCCAAGUCCAGAAUUACGCAGGAUGAGGCGGACGCGGCGCGUGCGCUGUUGAAGCCGAGCACCAAGCUCGAGGACCUGUCGUCGGUGGACUUUGUCAUCGAGGCGGUGCCCGAGAUACCGCAGCUCAAGUACGACAUAUUCAAGCAGCUAGCCCAGAUAUGCUCGGCGCACGCGAUCCUGGCGACCAACACGUCGUCCAUCUCCAUCACCAAGAUUGCGGCGGCGACGACGUCGGAUCCGACGGACACGUCGGCGUCGUCGCGUGUGGUGUCGACGCACUUUAUGAAUCCGGUGCCGGUGCAGAAGGGCGUCGAGAUCAUCAGCGGGCUCCAGACGAGCAGGGAGACGGUCGACACGGCCGUCGAGUUCUGCAAGCGCCUGGGCAAGGUGACGAGCGUGUCGGCCGACUCGCCCGGGUUCCUGGCCAACCGCAUACUGAUGCCCUACAUCAACGAGGCCGUCAUCUGCCUCGAGACGGGCGUCGGGGACCGCGACUCGAUCGACGCCAUCAUGAAGAACGGCACAAACGUCCCCAUGGGUCCCCUCCAGCUAGCUGACUUCAUCGGCAUCGACACGUGCCUGGCCAUCAUGAAGGUCCUUCACGAGGAGAUGGGAGACUCCAAGUACCGUCCCAGCGUGCUCAUGACCAAGAUGGUCGACGCUGGCUGGCUUGGCAAGAAGAGCGGUAAAGGUUUCUACGAGUAUCAGUAG
Messenger RNA from Geosmithia morbida, 1059 nucleotides. Its product is annotated as 3-hydroxybutyryl-CoA dehydrogenase. Gene Ontology annotation, molecular function: oxidoreductase activity, acting on the CH-OH group of donors, NAD or NADP as acceptor; NAD+ binding. The record is from RefSeq and is a predicted model, not a curated record. Gene Ontology annotation, biological process: fatty acid metabolic process. The transcript is spliced from 2 exons. NCBI's taxonomy places the organism in Eukaryota, Fungi, Ascomycota, Sordariomycetes, Hypocreales, Bionectriaceae. Bases 1 to 1059 code for a protein of 352 amino acids.